UACCCAGUUAAAUAAAGAUGUAUACUAUAAAUCAUAUGAUCUAACUAUAUGUUUCGCCUUGAUGUGUCUACAGGGGACAGAGGAACUGCAGUCCUGCUCACCAAACAGGACAACGAGGACUUCACCAUGAACUGUCACAUCGAUGACAUGGAGAACCAGGUUGAGAUGGAGGAGAAGACGAGGCUCAUCAACCAGGUGCUAGAGCUACAACACACACUGGAAGACCUGUCAGCACGUGUGGAUGCGGUCAAAGAGGAGAACCUGAAGUUGAAGUCGGAGAACCAGGUUCUAGGCCAGUACAUCGAGAACCUCAUGUCGGCCUCCAGCGUGUUCCAAACCACCGACAACAAGAGCAAACGGAAGUAACCCACAGCGACCAAGGGGAGUUGAGACCACCUACAAUAGCCUGGUAGCAGGUCUGUUUGUGCCGACACAAACCGUAGGCAUGAUGGCACAGACAGACUGGCACUCAGGCUACCUGCAACAUCUCCUCUCCCUAAUGACAGCAGAGGGGGUAGAAGAUGUUUGACCACAGUUCUAGGGACAGAUAUGUGCGUGUUCCAAAUGGCAGAUUAUUUCCUAAGUAGUGCACUAUGUAGUGUACAGAAUGCCAUAAGCUCUGGUUAAAAGUAGUGUACUAUGUAGGGAAUAGGAUGCCAUAAGCUCUGGUUAAAAGUAGUGCAUAGGAUGCCAUGAGCUCUGAUUUAAAAGUAGUGUACUAUGUAGGGAAUAGGAUGCCAUGAGCUCUGAUUAAAAGUAGUGUACUAUGUAGGGAAUAGGAUGCCAUGAGCUCUGAUUAAAAGUAGUGUACUAUGUAG
Messenger RNA from Oncorhynchus gorbuscha (pink salmon), 818 nucleotides. Its product is annotated as short coiled-coil protein B-like. The record is from RefSeq and is a predicted model, not a curated record. Gene Ontology annotation, cellular component: trans-Golgi network. Lineage: Eukaryota; Metazoa; Chordata; Actinopteri; Salmoniformes; Salmonidae. The transcript is spliced from 3 exons. The coding region runs from base 49 to 366 and encodes 105 amino acids.